Molecule: messenger RNA, 513 nt
Organism: Capsicum annuum
Lineage: Eukaryota; Viridiplantae; Streptophyta; Magnoliopsida; Solanales; Solanaceae
Exons: 1
Coding region: 1-513 (170 amino acids)
Molecular function (GO): nucleic acid binding
Source: RefSeq, a predicted model, not a curated record
AUGGUUGAUAGCCACCAAUCGUGGCAUGACCUGCUACCUUAUGCCUUGCUGGGGUAUCACACGACAGUCAGAACUUUGACUGGGGCUACUCCUUAUAUGUUAGUCUAUGGUAAAGAAGCAGUGAUACCUGCUGAAGUUGAAAUACCAUCUUUAAAAAUCAUCCAAGAAGCAGGAUUAAGUAAUGAAGAAUGGGUCAACGCCCGCAACGAACAACUUAUGAUGAUCCAUGAAAAGAGGUUGAGCGAUGUAUGUCAUGACAAAUUAUAUCAACAACGAAUGAUUUGUUCUUUCAACAAAAGGGUAACAGCUCGCAUGUUUGAAGUUGGGCAAUUGGUGCUCAAACGCAUAUUUCCUCACCAAGAGGAGUAUAAGGGAAAGUUCGCUCCAAAUUGGCCAGGGUUGUAUGUAGUCUACAAAGUGCUGUCUGGAGGAACCUUGAUUCUAUUUGAAAUGGAUGGCCAAAGUUGGACCAAGCCAUUUAAUUCUGAUGCAGGAAAGAGAUACUACAUCUGA